Molecule: messenger RNA, 5348 nt
Organism: Drosophila virilis
Lineage: Eukaryota; Metazoa; Arthropoda; Insecta; Diptera; Drosophilidae
Product: leucine-rich repeat-containing protein 49
Molecular function (GO): protein binding
Source: RefSeq, a predicted model, not a curated record
AUAAACAAGAAAUAACCCGGCACUGCUCGGCUUAAAUUAAGCUUGCUCAAGGUUGGAUCUCUAAACUUCGCUUUUUUAAUGUCUGACCUUCGAAAUACUUUUGAAUACUCCAGAAAUUACCCGCGCUCCUCUCCUAAAAUGAUAUUUUCAUAAAAUUCGAUCCCUCAACUUCGCUUUUUUAAUAUAUAUAGUAAAUAUGGUAUUUUUUCAGGGUAUUUAGACUUCGAUACUUGACAGACAACAGUUUUUUCUUGUUUUAACGAGUUUCUAGCUAGCUUAAUAUGUAAUUUAAAGCCCAAACAAAUCGUUUAAGUUGCGAAGGACAAUAUAAUACCAAAGAGAAACCGAUUCCCCCUUCAUGUAUAAUAUAUAUAUAAUGCCGAUAGGCCCCAUAAAAUAGUUUGUAGCGCCCAAUGAAAAUGCAAGCAGCUGAAAAGAAUGUUUUGGCAUGUUUAGAAGUCAGCUAAGAGUCGAACUGACUGUAGGACUGUCUGUCUGUCUGACUGCCAGUCUGUCUGCCUGUCUGUUAGUCAGUCGCCCCAAAAGCGCUUUAAAUAAACAAACUAAUAGCUGAAAUCACGAAGCAAUAGAGCCAAAGCCUAAUAUCCGAGCGGGACGGCGAUAAGGAUGUGCGAGCGAGAGGCAGCUAUCUAUGGGCACGGGCCCUGUCUUGGGCCAGGUCUAUGGCAACCGCGCCAACCAUUUGCCAUAUGUAUAACCCGAAUAAACAAACUAAUAAAACAUGCCCCGAUGCCCGACGACAAAUACCUCAAAAGACUGAAACAGAAGGACAAGAGCAGACCAGGUGCUCCACAGAGCAGCAGCAGGAGCAACAGAGGAGCCAAUCGAAUUGUCAUUGAAAUCGAAACCGAAAAAUUAGAUAACUGCCAAGCAGCAGAGAAAAAACACUUUCAGUUCCGGGAUAGAGGUCAUCGAUUCCUGUCAUGUCCGUGGCUGUGGUGCCGCAUCGAUUAUGAAACUCGAAGGUGGAAGCCCAACACACGCAGGCAACGGGCCAGGCCACGGCUACGGCGGCAACAAUUGCCCGGCGUCGCACGCUCAUCUCCAUGGCAAAAUGUCCCGGCCGUUCCAUGCUAAACGAUGAGCCGCCCGAGCCGCAGCAACCGCAAUCGCAAGUGCAACCACAACCGCAACAAAACUAUUUACCUCAAACAUCUUUGCUGAAAAUCGAACCGUUUGUUCCUAGUUUUAAUCAACGUCUGCGCCGGCGUCCCAUUGGCCGCUCCCACAGCACCCUCAGCCACCAUGUUAUACAGAAGCGCAUCCCAGUCGCCGUUCAGCCUCCGACGGAGCUGCUCGUUGGACAGCAGCAGCAGCAGCAGCAGCCGCAGCAACUCCGGCGCAGCUACGCUCCGGCGCAGCAUCGGCUGCAGCGCGGCACCGUCACGCGGCAGCGCUCCAAGUCCACCUCCUCAUCGGCGGCCUCCACCAGCUGUCGGCCGGCAACAUCUGCCGCCGCCUCCUCUGGAACAACUGUUGGUGCUGUUGUCGCCGCUGCAACGCCACACACGCUGGUGGGCAGCACGGGCGGCACUUUGGUCAGCGGCGCAAUUGUCACGCCCCAACCGAACGGGAUUUGUCGCAUACAGCGUCUGGCCAAGGAGCGGGAGGAGCUGCCCGACCGCAUCAACUACGAUCGCCGAGGUCUAACUGCCAUACCCAUAUUCGAGCAGGAGCCCAACCUGCGGCUGCUUUCGCUGCAGCACAAUCUGAUCAACACCUUUCACAUUCCCAAGGAGCUGCCAGUGGUACAGCCUGCUCCACAGCCACAGCCUACGCCGCGCGACCAGAGCCAGCAGAGCAACCAGAGUGUAUGCAGUAAAGGCGCGCCGGAGCCGCGUUCCGGACUACGUGGACAUGCGACAUAUUCGCGUCUGACGCGCACCAUGAGCCAUGUGAGCAAUGGGCGUUUGUCGUCGCCCAACUCGGGCAGUCCCUGCUCGGGCAGCCCGCUGACGGCCCAGGCGGUGGCCAUCAAUGGCGGCGCCGCAUAUCGCUCCAAGCUAACGAAACGGGGCUUCAACUAUGCCCAGGCACAGCUGACGCCGCCGCCGGCACUGCGGCUGCGCCACGGCCUGGAGAAGUCGAAGAGCUUUGUGUCCAACAGCCUGCAGCAGCAGCUGAUGCAGCGCCGCCAGCUGCUCCGCCGAGCGCAGGGCGGUGGCCUGCCCCUGGCGGGCGCAGCGAGGACUUCAGAGCUGCAGCUGCAACAGAGCUGCGAUGAGAGCAGCGUUCAGUCGCUCGGCGGGCCAGGAGGAGGAGCUGGCGAGGAGGAGGAGCCGCACAGUCUGGCCUCUAGCUCCUCGCAGCUGGAGCAGCUGAGCAUUAAGAACAAACAGCUGAGCCUGAGCGCCUGCUACGGCAACAUCUUCCAUCAGCUGGUCUUCCUGGAUCUCUACGACAAUCAGAUCGAGCGCAUCGCCAAUCUGGAUGGAUUACCCUCGCUCUCGGUUCUGCUGCUGGGCAAGAAUCGCAUUACGGACAUUGGUGGCCUGGCCGCGCUGAAGGCGACGCUGCGCGUGCUGGAUUUGCACGGCAAUAAGCUGACCAGCCUGGGCAGCCGGAUCAGCUGUCUGCAUCAGCUGAAAUCCCUCAAUCUGGCCGGCAAUCAGAUCCGGCAGAUCAAUCAGCAGGAUUUCCACGGGCUACGCUGCCUGCGCGAGCUAAACCUAAAGCGCAACAAGCUGCGGCGCAUCAAUGGCUUCCAGCAUCUGCUAGCGCUGGAGCGGCUCUGGCUGUGCCACAACGAGCUGCAUCGCGUCGACGAUAUGGCCAGCAUAGCGCGUGCCGUCCGCCUGCUGGAGGUGACCAUCGAGAAUAAUCCCGUCUCGUUGGCCGGGGAUUGUGUAUCGUUUCUGGUCUCGCAUUUGCCGCUGCUGCAGUCGCUCAGCCAGAUGCCUAUCACGGAGCAGGUGCGUCGUGCCGCCCUGGCCUGGCGCCAGCACAAGGAGCAGGCGCUAGCGACGCACGGCAGCCGGCGCGAGGAGGUCAUCUCGAAUGCGCGCACCAACUGGGAGCUGUUACGCUCGCAGCAAACGCUGGGCAGGCCCAAGGGCAAGCUGACGAGCGAGCUGGCCAAGAUCAAUGAGUCCAACGAGGCGGCCGUCGCCGAGGAGCCGGAGCAGCCCCGCGACGAGCUCGCCGAGCUGCAGGCGCUAUUCAAGCUCCCGCUCAUUGCGCAGCAGAAGCCCAAGCUGGAGGGGGAGGACGCCUCGUCGACGGCCUCCAGUCUGGGACCCAAUGUGGACUCCUGCUCUAGCUGCUAUAGCACGGACAACGAGGAGGCCAGCCGGCAGCUAAAGUUAUCCCAGCCACAGAUCGACGAGAAUUGCAACAAGCUGAGUACAGCUCCUCCAGCUCCUCCCCCUCCUCCUCCUGCUCCUCUUCCAUCCACUUCUUCCACGCCGCCCGCUCUGACCUUGACGCCGCCCGCUACCGGGACGCCUGUGCCCGCUGCCACGCCCACGCCAACACCACCGCCCUCCACUGUGACGCUGCCCUUGCCCGCACCUGCUGCCACGCCCACCAACAGCACCUGUCCCGGCAGCGGCAACAGCAAGCAACGCCUGCGCCAAACGACGCCCAUCGCUCAGCUGGGCCUGCAGAUGAACCGGGGCAAUACGCCCGGCUGCAAGCGCUACAUGACCGGCAGCCUAGUGCGCUCCCAGACGAUCAGCAGCAGCAGCGCCAGCAACAGCAGCAGCUCCAACAGCGCGGGACGCGCCAAGCAGAGCCACAACAAUGUGGCCAACGUCGUCUCCCUGAUGCCGCCGCAGAGCAAGGCGGCGGCGCCAGGAGCUGCUCCGCCUGCAUCACCAGCCACGUCCACACCCAUGACCGUGUCCAAGCCGAGCGCCGCGGAGCGUGAACGAGAGCAGGGCGGCGAUUAUCUGAUAGAGAUCUGCGGCAGAUACCUGAAUAUCUAUGGGCAGGGCGCGCUCCGUUUUAUCGACAAGCAAUGGAAUCCAGCGAAGGCGAACGAUGUGCACACCCUGAACUUUAGCUACAUCAAUUUCAACAGCAUUGUCUGCAUGCUAGGCAGGAUUAAGAUACGUUUCCCGCAUGCCGAGCAUUUCGUGUUCCGAGAGACGAACAUCAUGAGCUUGGGCCAGCUGAAUGCGCUGGCCGAGCUGCAAGGUCUCAGCUCGCUGCUGAUCGAUGCCGAGGGCAAUGCCAUCACGGGCAAGCCGGACUGGCGUGCCUAUGCCAUCUACAGGCUGUCCCAUUGGGGUCUCAAGCAGCUCAAUGGCCAGGACGUGAGCGAGGAGGAGACGGAGCAGGCGAAUGCCAUGUACACGGGUCUCUCCAAUCUGGUACUGUGGUCCAUGCCCGAGGGCAUGCUGCAGCCGCUGUUGGCGCGGUUGCGACUGGACGAGAGCUGCACGGCCAGCAAGCUGUCGCCCAAGGAGUGGCUGCUACGGCCCGAAAACAAAUCUCUGCGCCUGGUCGUCGGCAAGGAGGCAUUGCAGUGGAAAAAGACGACAACCACGACAACUGGUGUGGAGGGUGGUCACACUGCGAUGGCGCCCAGUGCCCGGGAUCGAGGCAGGCAGCACUUCGCGCUGCUGCUGGAGAAUACUUGCAACGCUGUCGAGAAGCUGCACAAGCUGGAGACGCUCUGGCCAAGCAUGCUGCUGGAUAUUGUGCGCAAUACGCUGCUCGAUUAUGCCCAGCUGGAUGUCUAUCUGCGCAAUCUGAUGGCCGAGCUGAUGAAGUGACACGGAGCAGGCCAACUGCCAGGCAAGGGCCAAUUUAGAACUGUGAUUAAAGAUCUAGAGUCUUGCAGACGUUAAAUCAGACUCGGAUACUUAAGCGAACCGACGUUUGAUCUGCUAUACAACACAUUCGACUUAAACGUGUUCGACUGCAACACACACGCCUAGUUCGAACCCAAACGAAAUGUUCGUACCGCACCGAAUAUUUGUUGGAGUAUUCAAAAACGCUUCGGUUGACUCGAUGAAGGACUCGACUGGAACAUGUUCGAGCUAAACACAAAAAUGAUUAGUUCGAACUCAACCGAAAUGUUCGAGCUUGAAGCUCGAUUAACGCACCGAACAUUUGUUUGAGUAUGCGUAAGGCAGGACUCUACUUCAGGCUUAAUCCCACUAGAAGGAAUUCCCAGUUGGAGCAGUGUUUGCUCGCGUCAGGUUUGUAGAUGUUUUGUUUUAGACUUAAACGCUUUUAGUGGAGAAUUGGCAUCCAAAAAACAAGUUAACCUUAUUCCCAUGAUCCUAGGCAUUUACCCCCAAAAUAACCCCAAUGUAACCAAUUCUUGUAAGGCAGCAAGCCUGCACAUAUAUAGUCCAAUUUUUAUAUAAAUUUAACAA